Messenger RNA from Anolis carolinensis (green anole), 2563 nucleotides. RefSeq lists its product as uncharacterized. Lineage: Eukaryota; Metazoa; Chordata; Lepidosauria; Squamata; Anolidae. The coding region runs from base 785 to 2242 and encodes 485 amino acids. The transcript has 2 exons. The record is from RefSeq and is a predicted model, not a curated record.
AGGUAAGUAAGGUCUCAUUGACCCAGUUUAGGUCUCAUGUUGGAGUGAAGCAAGAAUAAAAUAAAAGACCAAUUUGACUCUGGAUCCUACCAGCUAUUACUUCAAGGAAAAUUCAAAGGCAAAAUUUCAGUCAACUUUAGGGCAGGCUGAAAUGGGAGAACCCCGUAUCUUAAAAUCAAAUGAGAUAUCAGUUGGCAAUUACUCCUGAAAUUCAUCGUCAUUAUUGAAGAUUAGAUAUGUAAACAUAAUGAUCAAAGAUUUGAAAGUAGUCCAGUGAGUAACUACACCAGCUUCAGCUUAUGAAUACUAAGAAUCACUGAUAGUUACCAAGCCAAGAUUUCCUUAAUGAAUCCCUUUAUUAAGCUUCCCUGUGGUAGUUUGUUCUGCAGAAGAAAAUAUAAACAAUUAGUCCUGCAGGCUUCUCUAAAUCACUUUGUAAUAAAGAAUGAAUUGUUUUCUCCAUUUUCCCAGCAUCAUGUUCUGUUAAGCCAGGAAUUAAACGGAAGGAAGGGACGCUACGAACAGGGCUGGCCCAAGGUAAUUUUCAAGUGCAGGCGAACAGAAUUUUGGCGCCCGCCCCCAAACCAAUCACUGAAAAAUAAAAGUGUUGGAUAAGCAAAAAUGUUGGAUAAUAAGGAGGGAUUAAGGAAAAGCCUAAAUAAAGAACAACACUCUGAAAACAGGGGAAAUCCAGACAGGAAACAAUCAGGUCCAGCUAACACCUCCUAAACAAGGAUGCCCGCAGGGAGGAAGCAGCCAGGCUUUGAAUCUGCAAGGCCAUUAAAUGCUAAUCAAGCUGGCCAAUUGCAACAUUAACAUUAGCCUCAAACAGACAAGAGCUCUUUCUCCCAGCCUGGACUUUCCACAGAUAUAUAAACCCCACUUACCUAGCUUUCAACAGACCUCAGAACCUCUGAGGAUGCCUGCCAUAGAUGUGGGUGAAAUGUCAGGGGAGAAUGCUUCUGGAACAUGGCCAGGCAGCCCGGAGAACUGGCCUCGAAGGCGAAGCAGCCGCAUGGCGCAUGCGCAGUGGUCAGAGAGGGCGCCCCACCCAUCUCACCUAUCCACCAGAGGCAGGGUGGGGCCGCAACGGCCGCAUGGCUCAAGCAACUGCCCAUCUUGGCGCCGGUUUACCACUAGGUCCUGCCGCCUGCCUCGGGACGGGUCGACAGAGGCUCCGGCAGGAAGGCCACGUCUGGGUGGAGGUGCCUCAAUGGUUGCUGAAGGUGCCAUGGAGGCAGGCCAGGCCGCGGCCGCGGAGGCAGGAAGGCCACGCCUGGGCAGAGUUGCCUCAACAGCACCCCCUAGAGGAUGGAGCCUCAGGCAACCACCUAGCUACGAACCGCCCCUGGCUACGAAUCAUCUGGCCAAGCCUCUGCCAGUGCAUGAAACUACAAUGGAGGCAUCCCUGAUGAAUUACCAUCCAAUCUCUGCUUUAAUCUCUGCCCCUCGGAUUCUGAACCAGUGCCUGGCCGCUGUGGUGGACUGGAUGAGGAGGAACAAGCUGAGGAUCAAUCCUGAUAAGACAGAGGCCCUCCUGGUCAGUCGCUCGUCAGAUCGGGGUAUUGGGUGGCAACCUGUGCUGGACGGGGUUGCACUCCCCCUGAAAUCACAGGUCCGCAGUUUGGGGGUCCUCCUGGACUCAGCGUUGACGCUUGAGGCUCAGGUGUCGGCGGUGGCCGGGAGGGCCUUCGCACAACUCAAACUUGUGCGCCAACUGCGACCAUACCUCGUGAAGUCUGACUUGACCACGGUGGUGCAUGCCUUAGUUACCUCUAGACUGGACUACUGUAAUGCGCUCUACGUGGGGCUUCCCUUGAAGACGGCCCGGAAACUACAAUUGGUUCAGCGUUCGGCGGCCAGAUUAAUAACAGGGGCGAGCUACAGGGAACGAUCUACUCCCCUGUUCAAAGAGCUCCACUGGCUGCCGUUCACUUUCCGGUCCCAAUUCAAGGUGCAGACCAUCAUCUAUAAAGCCCUAAACGGUUUGGGACCCACCUACCUUAGUGACCGUAUCUCCUAUCAUAAACCUGCCCGAUCCCUUCGUUCAUCCGGGGAGGCCCUUCUUUCGCCACUGCCUUUAUCCGAGGCCCGUCUUGUGGGAACGAGGGAGAGGGCCUUUUCUGCUGUGGCCCCCCGACUCUGGAAUUCACUGCCCACUGAGAUCAGGCAAGCCCCCACCUUGUUAGCCUUUAAGAAAGAUCUAAAAACAUGGCUUUUCCGAAGUGCCUUUGGGGAGUAAAUGUUAUAUACCUCUUUGGUUAUUCCUCUUGGAUUCUAUCCUUUAGACUGCUCCACCAUUUUAUAUCCCUGUUCCCUUUAUUCGUAUGCCUCUCUCUCCCGAGUUUUUAAUUAAGUGUUCAUGUGGCCCGCCCUGUUUUUUACUGUUUUCUCUGAUUUGUGCUGUAAUGUAUAUGAUUAUUUUUGCACUGUUAUAUUGUGUUAUGAUAUGUUGUUUUAUUUUGUUAUAUUGUAUGGUGUCUGGGCAUGGCCCCAUGUAAGCCGCCCCGAGUCCCCGUUGGGGAGAUGGUGGCGGGGUAUAAAUAAAGUUUUAUUAUUAUUA